CAUGCUUGGCUUGGGGGAGCCUCCCUCGGGAAGGCUGGGCUCGCUGCUGAUGCUGCCGGGGAAGCGUGUGUAGCAGGGAGGCUGCCCAGCUACAGGGCGCUAGGAUGCACCUGGCCCGCGGGAGGGGCGGAGAGAAACGCGCCUCCAGCCGGCUGAUCCCAGGCCGGGGACGCGCCCCUCCCAGCCGCCGCUGCUCCAGAUCCUGCCGGAUCCGGGCUCUGGGGCGGUCUGGGCGGAUCUGAUUUGGGGGAGCUACCUUCCCCCGGCCCUGGCUGUUGCAUUGCAUGUGCCAAGCCGAUCUCCCUAGCACUCAGCAGCGGGUGCCUUGCGCGGAGCCUCCAUCUCCACGGUGCGCUGCUCUUAGCAACAACCGCUGGCCAGGAGGAGGAGGAGGAAGGGUUGCAACCGACCCCGGCAGGGAGCAGGCUGCCCAGCGUCUCCUGAGUGGAGCUGUCCAGGAUUUCGUUCGGUGGGGGGCUGGGGGGUGGUGAUCCGGCUCCCGGGAGACCUGUCCGUGGUGCUGACGCCAGCCCCUUUGGGGUUCAAGCCAGCUUCUUGCAUGGAUUUCUCCCCACAAGAAAAUGGCAUCUUAAACUCACACUGAGCUCCCUGCUCCCACACCUCCGUGUCCCUAGCUUGAUCCCCGCUGACCGAUCACAGCAGACAAGCACGGAUCAGCUGGCAGCCUGAUACCCUGUUGCACCUGGGCACGGCGUGGCGUGGGGAGAAGGAUCCUUUUUGGAAAGAGCCUUUAUCCAGCCUGAGAACCAUCCCCACUAGGAAUCAUGGCUGCUCUCGCAAGGGGUUUCUGUCUCUCUUCAGUCCUGUUGGUUAUAUGGGUUGGCGUCUGUUCUCCAGUCUGUGUGGAAGUCCCGUCAGAGACGGAGGCUGUCCAAGGAACUCACAUGAAGCUGCUCUGUAUCUCCUGCAUGAAGAGAGAAGAGGUUUCUGCCAGCACUGUGGUGGAAUGGUUCUACAAGACUGAAGGGGGGAAAGAUGAGCUGAUCUAUGAAUACAGAAAAGUAUACCAUGAAUUUCCAAGCCGCUUCAGUGGCCGGCUACAAUGGAACGGGAGCAAAGACAUGCAGGAUGUGUCCAUCACUGUAUUAAAUGUGACCUUGAAUGAUUCGGGGAUCUACACAUGUAACAUCACCAGGGAGUUUGACUUUGAGAUUCAUCGCCCACUCUUCACAAGCUCCAGAUUGAUCCAUCUCACUGUGGUAGAGGAGGCUGGAGAAGAUUUCACAUCUGUCAUCUCUGAAAUUAUGAUGUAUAUUCUCCUGGUUUUUCUCACCUUGUGGCUGCUGAUAGAAAUGGUCUAUUGCUACAGGAAGGUCUCCAAAGCAGAGGAGACUGUACAAGACAAUGCGACUGACUACCUCGCCAUUCCAUCGGAAAAUAAGGAGAACUGCGCUGUGCCCGUGGAGGAGUAGCCAAGAGUAGACAGGCCAUGACCUGCAAUAAGGAACUCUGAAGUUGGAAGGACCAAGUCACUCCAGCCAGGUUUGGGAAAACUCUACAGCACCAGGAGGAAAUAAGGGGCAAGUGUAAAUUCUCUUCCACUUGCCUUGGACAUUGCACAGCCUUGACUUUGGCUUCAGACUCCAUUUGCUAAAGGAUUCUCCUUUGAAGCAUGCUGAGGAAAGGGGGUUGGGGUGCGGGUGGCACUGCUCCUUCCUAGAUUUUGCCCCCACUCUCAUCCAGUGGCCUUGUAAAUACAAGUAUCAUUUAUUACCCUCACCAUAUUCCUUUGCAAAAUAUGCUAAUUCGACACUGCAGCAUUGAGGGGUAUGUCACAUUACCCUGACACACAUGGCCAUCAGCAAGGUCAUCUUAGCAUUGUGCUCAACCUUUUGAUUAAGCCUGAACAGUAGCUUUAAUUAUUAAAAAGAAUAUCCUAAUCCUGCUCCACUCCAGUGCUUACUAUUUACCAUUCAAAUGCUUGCUCUCCAUGCUGCCCUGGACUGUAGGCUGCUGUUGCAAACCUAGGACAAGAAUAUGGAGAAGCAGUAGCUUAGAGCUGCAAAAAAUGUACAACAGCACUCAGCAUGCAGAGAAUUAGUGGGCAGCAAUCUACAUGCACUAGCUUGCCAUGCACACCCUGCUGCAUAGUGUGCUUUGAUCUGCUGCAGAACAUUUAGCACAUCGUAGCAGGUUUCACUCAGCCAGUUAGCCCAUGGCAAGCUAAUAGGAUGUAGAUUUACAGCCUAGCUUGCCGCACACUAACCAUGAAUAGCCAUGCCCUCAGGCUGUACCACUGCUAACUUGGGUUUCCCUGCUAUAAACUGCAACGAUUCCAAGAAGUGAUGUUAGUUAUAUUUGGCAACUGUUUGUCAGAGUUCUAGCUGUCUCUAUUAGCCUUGCUCUAUUAACUUACACAAUAGUGUUUACUUAUCAUGGAAAUAACCUCUAUCAACUAGUGUCCUCCAACAACCACAGGAGAGCAUCCCUGGGAGACAAUAGUCCCUGAAAUUAGCAAAGUGUCCUCAAAUGGAAGAGCGUUAAAGGUCGGAGUCCCUGAAGGGAGGAGAGAGUCUGGUUUAGGUAAGCAAGCGAAUGAAACGGACUGAUUAUUCCCAAAUGGGAAAAUGAUAAGGCAGUUUGGGAAUUUGUGGAGCUUUUUAUAACUAAUUGAAAGUCAUGGUGGGACAGUUGCACCACCUAGAGGCAACCAGUGGUUUUCUCCCAUAGCCCUUAAUGUGUUUCUUGUGAUAAUGAUUCUCCAUGCUGAAUACUCCGUGUUAGUCUCAUGUGAUCUAUUAUUGCAGAGCCAUUCUUGUGUAAAUUAAGUUUCAUUUAUAAACACAGUACUGCACUGCAACAGUAUAUAAACAGUUGCAGAUACAGUAGCCAGGUGGGGGGGUUGGCUUUAUUAAAUGUAAAACAUUUAAACAUGUUGACUGUGGUUUCCCAUUCACAGAAACAUUAGUCUUAGAAUCUGAGAUUAUUGGGGAAAAGGCUUGUCUAUAUGUAGAGAUGGCACGUGACGGUGAGAUGCUGCUGAAUGCCAUUUUUCAGGAAAUGAGUCUUUGCUCCUAGCAGAUGACGUGAUAUCCCCUGCUGCAAUGACUGCUAUACAGCUUGCAAAGUUAAGUUGAAUCUGCCACACUGUUUGCUCCUAAAUAAAGCACUCAGAGUCAGGCAUGCUUCCUGCAUAUGGAAUUCCUCUGCUUUGUUAUGCAUAAAUUGCAGAGUACACAAAUUGCUCUGUCAUUUAAAGUUAGACAGGCCCAAACAAGAAUUCUAGGUGAUGGUUAUUCAGAGACCCAACUAGGAUCAGGAGCUGCAGAAUGCCCUGAUUUUUGUAAAUCUAAAACCCAGUUCCAAACAGACCUAACCCACAGGGUGUCUGAAACCAGAUCCCAGGCUUACAGCUUGAGCCCAUCUAUGGAUUAAGCAUGCUGCAUCAGCAGUGCCUUAGCGUGGGCACUGGUUUCUUAGAACCCAGUGUUUAAAAUGGAGGAAGAACCCUCCCUUACUUAGGUCAUGAUGGAAGUCUUCAUUUUUCCUAGGCCAGCAUAGUCAGCCUAAAAUGCUAUGGGAGGAAUAUUAACCCUCAAUCCAUAAUGUAGAAGCUAGAGCAGAGGAAGUGAGUCAUGACUCCAGGAUUCUAUGCUUGACUGUGAUGCGGGACUUCAGGCAAGUUACUUAACCUCCUCAGUUGUUAAGGCUCCUUGACAGUCCCCUUAAAGUAAAGGAAGGGCCAUGUUUUAUUCCCCACCCCUUUCUGGUUUUCUAAAGUAACCAGAUGCUUUUUUCUGUCGUCUUCCACUAACCCUGUAAUUUAUGAAGUGCUCCUAUAGAUAAUACUACCCUCUCAAAUAUGUUUAGGUAGGGGGAACCCAUCUGUUGGGAAAGCUGUAUUAGGACUCCCUAUCUUUUGAUUGAAAAUGGGAGCGUGAGAUCGCACUGCCCCAAGGUUAAAGCUAAUGUGUCAUCUGGGAAGAUCGUCCCCCACUGGUGUCAGGAAAGACCCUUCUCUGUAUAUGGAAAUAACAAGAGAGACUUAGAAUUAGGUAGGACAAUAAAAAAAAACACAACUCAAAUGUAACUGUCAUUUGUUGAAUACUUUUUUUAAUUCAUAAUGUACUUUCCAUUGUUCUAGCUACUUUACAUUGAGAUUUGGCUGUGCAGCCUUUAUAGUCGCUAGUUUCCUAGCACGUAAGUAUCUUUAUCACACCUUGCGCACAGCGCAAAGUUUAUUAGUUACAGAGCCAAACACAGUUAGCCAGACAAUGCCUCAAAACACAACUGCUCUUCCUUCUGCAUGUGGUGUAGCCGCAGAGUUUGUGUUGCCACCACAGACUAGUCAACAAGACAGAGGUGAGCCUUGGCCUGUAUCUCUCCCUCCCAGUUUAGAAUGUGAUUAUGCAGAGGGGAAAUGCCCACUGUAGGGAUGGUCAUACAACCCACUCUUGUUGAUGUGAGUAAAUCCUUACUCAAAUGGAAUUACUUGCAAGAGUAAGGAUUACUCAUCUGAAUCUGGUUGCAGGCACUAGGCCCUUGUGUGGGGAAAAGUAUUCCAGGAAGGUAGCAGCACUACAUGGCCAUGGAACAUUUGAGGUGUGAGCUGUGGGGAAAAAAUGCAUUGCAACCAGCUGGAAACAUUGCAAAAUGUACAGUACCAAGAGUGCAGGUUGGUGCUUCCAUUUUUGUUCUGUUAAGUGUUUAAUGAGAGAGGGAGACAAGAGGCUCCCAAGCCAUCUCAGAAGAAUGACACUGGUGUGGCACAAGCUCCAGCCUUUUGUUGGCUAAAGUUGCUGUUUCUUAGCAGUAGCAGCUGCCAGUCUCCCACAGUCAAGGGCUGCUGGGGCAGUUCAGACUGAGCUUGGAAAUAGAACAUGCCUGACCAGCUCUGUCUGCUGCAUUUUUCUAACUCAAAAGAUCAGGUUCAGGAAGCUGGCCCUUUAAUGUUAGCAAUGAAACUGAUCAAAAUGAGUGAGGUAACAAAAAUUGUCGGAGGAGGAGCCUCCCUGAGUCAUGUGCAAAUAUAAUUCCUUCACCAGAAGGAAAGUCCUUUCCCAGCAUAACGCAAACUGCUUCAAGGAAGGACAAGCAGGGAUAGCAUCAGGUCAGUCCAUCUUGGACAGAGGGAGAGUGGGAUAGAAAAGAGCUGAUUGUCCUGCAGCAGGGAGGGGAGGAAAUGGAGCCAUGCAAGCACUAGCUGCAGAAUGUGCUCUCCCUGUGUAGCUAAGGGAAUGUUCAGCUAUGGCUGAGCAAGUGGAGGGGGGAGAGUAACACACUAUUUUGGCUGGUUUGCACAUUUAGAAAAAAGAAUGUUAUGGCACAAAAGAGAUUCACCAGCAAGCAGAGAGCAAGCACAGGCUGAUCAGACAGGGAGUGAAUAUUCAGUACAGUUCUCUCCUGCAAACAGUACAGCACAGUAGUAAUUUCUCAAGACUGGUUAUUUCAGACACUUUGGUCUUGUGGUGUUCACCCACAGUCUUGGUUAAACAAGAACAGAGGUAAUUUCACAACCCGUGCCCUCCUACUUCUCAACCUCAAGCCAGGUUCCAUUCUACCACCACAAGAAGCCAUCAGUGGUAGCAAAUCAGAGCCUAACAGCUUGCAAACUGCCAGGUGUGGCUGUGCUGAAAUAGGUGAAACCCACAAGAGGGCUUGAGGGGAAAGGAAGAGCAGCUUCACUGACAAAAACAUACAGCAGAAUUCUACCGUAACAAGCUCAGAAGGUUACCUUGUAGAAUAGUCACUGCAAGGAGCAAGACCCUUCCUCUAGGAUACUGAAGUAUUCUUUGGGGAAGGUUGGUUCUGGGUGCAUGUGGAAGGGACCUGUGCUACAGAGCAUGCAAAAGCCUGUAUGGCUGGCUAUGCUCUUCUCCUGUCAAACAUCAGCUAACUGUAGUAAGUAACCAAAAGAUCUUGCUCUCAAACCUGGUACAAAUUAUCAUGGGAUGUUCAUACCUUGCCUACAACUCAACUGAAAAGAUGCUAGUCAUCUUGACUGUGUAUCUCAUAGAUGGACUACCUGCCCUCAGCCUGUGUAGAGGGGGAAAAGCCCAUCUGUUUUGGAUAGUCCCCAAAGAGGACAGAGCUGAUCUCCCCUGAGGUGCCCCUACUCUUUCCAGCAGCACUCAGACCCCUUAUCCAGCAAGGGCCUGGGCAGAAAAGGAAAGACACUGACCCUCUGACGUGAUUGACACUAAGCUCUAUUAGCUUGUUUGGUGAGAGAAGCAUUGGUCAUUUUAGCUUUGGGCUGGAUUUGGAGAGAAGAGAUUGGAAGAGAUUUCUUCGAAUUCCACAUUCCAGUGCUGAAUGACAGAAAAGCCCCUGUCUGCCUUGCUCCAAAUCCUCUCCAUUCUGGUACUGCUAGCUGCAUGGCAAGUGAUGAGUGUCCAAGCCCUGGAAUGCAAAGCUACCAUAAAAAGGAAAGCGUGCCCUGUUCCUAGGUACUGGUAGGAAAGGGAUCCUCUCUUGUGUACUUAGCAUUCUAAUGCACAGAAAUUUAGACUGAGGGUUGCCAUUGUAUCUGAUGUUCAACCUCACUCUGCCUCGGCAUUGCUCCUCCUGUUCUGAGGAGCUCAAGGGGGAGUGAGUUGAAGGCAAUGUUGUACAUCUUAAUGUGCUUCAAGUUUCUAGCCACCACUGGAAGCAGAAGAGCCACAGCACCCUGAGAGAGGCUGUUUUUGUGAGAGUUCAUGCCCAACUCAACACAUUCUAUCCAGCAGUUUGGAGAGCUGCCAAGUUAGGCAGUCCAUCUCUUAGAUGCUUACCUGACCCAUAUCCAGCUCUAUCACUGCUUUCAUUCACAGCUGGACCUUCCUCCUUAUUUGCAUAGGAAUCACUGCAGACCCCUCACAAAAUGUCUUGCAGUGCACAUCAGCCAACUGGGGUUACGGUCUCAACUGCAGCUGUCCAUUUGUAACAAUCCCCCCUCCUAUAAAAAUGUAGGUUAGGAAAAUUAGCUGUUGACAACUAAGCAUAUACACAGAGGAAAUAUUGGGCUCAACUGUCCCCUUUACACCUGAGUAAAUCUUUGACUCCCUGGAAUUGUCUGGUUUUAAAUGCGAGAAGAAUUUGGCUUGCUGUACCUGACUGAUCAUUAUCUGUUUAUAUUUGGGAUGGGAAAAUGGGUCCGUUUAAGGGCUGCUGCUGGUGACACAAGCAUUAUUUCCACCGCGCAGCUUUCAGGUUAGAGCUCAGUAAAGCCAACACAUUAUACCUACAGCAAAAACCAUCUCUUCCUUUUAAACUGUGCAUUAAAAAAUACAUUUGGGUAGAAGGUUACACUCUACUAGAGAUGCACCCUUUCUAUCCAUAGAUUUUGUCUAAACUGGUGUAAUUUCCCGUUCGGGUAGACAUACCCGCUACCUCUGAUCAAGAUAACAUGGGUAUAGCUACUUGAGCUAGAAGUUACAGCUCCAGUGUAGACCUACUGAGUGAGAGAGAUCUUAGAUAGGAAACUGGUUUCAAAUUGGCACUGGCGAUUUAACCAUGCAAUCAGCUUUACCAGAGGGCAAAGUAGUCAAAGCUGGAGCAUUCAUGCCAGGGUUAGAUCUUGACAUUCACAACUACCAUCCAAGAUUAAAAUAUUUACAUACUAUGUACGCUGAUUUUGAAACUGUGAUUCAGGCUUUAGCUUUUAGCUUUAGCUGCAUAGGGAGUUCAGAGUUUUGUGACCUUGAUUCUUAUUAUUUUUGCUUAUCUAUUUUAAACCUAUUUUUUUAAUCGUGAUUCUUCCUAGCUAAUGGAUAACUUGUACUAUACAUUAAGGAUUGCACCCUUCCAAAAGCAUGGUUGCAUUAUAGUCAAGUACACAGGCUGAAAUUGUUUCCAUUCUUUCUCCACCCCGCUCUAACAGGAAUAUAGCAUUCCUACUAAGCCAAAGUUUUGAAAUGAGUCUAAGAGUGUUUACCUACCCAUCUUCCUCCUCUGCUCUUAGCUCUCCCACAUCUGAACUGCACACUUACCCUAGGAUGAUGGCUGUUUUACAAAUGAGUAAGUCUUGGGUUUAUGUAACUAAGCCCCCGUUUUCAAACACAGGCACUAUAUGGACACUACAGCCCAAAAUACCCGUUUUCAGGUAAGCACCGCGAGGCAGAAUGUAGGUACCUAAUUUAGGCAGCCAAGUUUGAAAACUGGGUUUAGCAAACAAACUCCUUUUUUUUCUCCACAUAUGGAAAGAUUAGAGCUGAGAAGCCGGGUCCCAGAUGAUCUGCCCUUCUACCCCUCCCUCACGCAGCACUAUUUAGGCCAUUUGCUCUUUAUGUUAGUUUGUGUAUAUUAUAUCUGGCUGGUGCUUUAGCUGCAGCAUGAAGGGGAGUGGAGUGGAAGGAUAAACCCUUUACAAAUCUAUUUCACAAUUGGUCAGCCACUGAAAAUCAAACCAAACAGUUCUGCCUGUGAACCUGAUUGAUUACUCACAGUGGAAGGACGAGGGCCUAUGGGGGCAGAAUGCCAAACAAAGGCUACGAACCUCCUCCCCACAGGUCAGCAGGGCAAUAAAUGUGUCUGCCCAUGUGUUUAGGCUAGGUCAAAACGGGCCAGCCUCAGAGAGAAGAGCUCAGGGUGAAAACUAACCUUCACCUCAGCUGUACUUACAGUAUCUUCCCUUCCAUUUAUCUCUAUCUCCAUUUUACCACUAGAAACCUCUGCUAGAUUAUCAACAAACUUUUAACCAUAAGCACACCUCAGGCUGGAAGUUUCGGAGGACCCUAAAGUAGUCAGGCACCCAACUCCCAUUGAACUGCAAUAGGAUUUGGGUACCUAACUCUUUUAGUCUCCUUUAAUCUUAAUUCUGGCUCCCUAUUGACAGUAAAUAAUCUACUUCAACCCCUAAUGCGAGAGGCAAAGAAAUGGGUGUGUUUCUUCGCUGCAAGUGGAGCAGAGAAGCAAAGGGUGAGGAUCUGAGUUUAAAAAAGGCUAGCUAAGCAGAGCUAUGAGCCAACAAAGGAUACACUAGCUGAAAGCCAGAGAGGAAUUAUUGCCAGGAAAAGCUUCCUGACACUAAGGGCUUCUCUCUAUGUACAGCUGCACUGAUUUAACUAACAAUAUGAUGAUACAGUGGUGUGUCUGCAUGUGUAGACACUUUUAACCGUUUAGCUUAUAAAUUUACAGGCUGGGGAUACACCAUUUUGAAACUGGUUAUGAAUGGAUACACAGUAAUCUGCAGCAGUUUAACUAAAGCACCACAAGUUUAAGUAGGUCUGUGAUGUGCUGGAUGGAACAGACUCUUCCAGGGAAGCUGUGGCUCUUGGACAAAACUCUAGAAAAUGGACUGCCGGGAUAAGGUGUAGACUAGAUGGACAGAUCUUUAACUGGCUGUAGGAGACACUGAAAAGCCUGUAUCAGAGGGGUAGCCAUGUUAGUCUGGAUCUGUAAAAGCAGCAAAGAAUCCUGAGGCACCUUAUAGACU
Gopherus evgoodei (Goodes thornscrub tortoise) is the source of this 9373-nucleotide messenger RNA. It is a transcript of the gene SCN3B, whose product is annotated as sodium voltage-gated channel beta subunit 3. Gene Ontology annotation, molecular function: sodium channel regulator activity. Gene Ontology annotation, biological process: ventricular cardiac muscle cell action potential; regulation of heart rate by cardiac conduction; sodium ion transport. Gene Ontology annotation, cellular component: voltage-gated sodium channel complex. The coding region runs from base 786 to 1433 and encodes 215 amino acids. The transcript has 6 exons. Lineage: Eukaryota; Metazoa; Chordata; Testudines; Testudinidae. The record is from RefSeq and is a predicted model, not a curated record.